UUGAGUUCAGUUUAUUUUAGACUCGUGAAAAACCUUUUCUCUCUUGCUCGCGAACACAAGCCAUCGAUUAUUUUCAUCGAUGAAAUCGACAGUCUCUGUUCCACACGGUCAGAUAACGAAUCGGAGUCGGCUCGUCGAAUCAAGACUGAGUUUCUCGUACAAAUGCAAGGUGUUUCCAAUGACACCGAAGGCAUUCUUGUUUUGGGAGCUACCAACAUACCUUGGAUUUUGGAUGCGGGUAUCAGGCGAAGAUUUGAAAAACGGAUCUACAUUCCUUUGCCGGAAAAAGCUGCUAGAAAAGAGAUUUUCAAGAUUCAUAUUCUCAACACGCCGCAUUCGCUGACUGAACAAGAUUUUCGAAUUCUGGCCGAAAAGACUGAAGGGUAUUCCGGUGCUGACAUAAGUGUUGUCGUUCGAGACGCUCUGAUGCAACCCGUGCGCAAAGUUCAGACAGCAACUCAUUUCAAAAGGGUUUCGGGGCCGUCGAGGAAAAAUCCUGAAGUUAUUGAAAAUGAUCUUUUGACCCCGUGCAGCCCUGGCGAUCCAAACGCUAUCCCGAUGUCGUGGUUGGAGGUACCUUCAGACAAAUUGUUGGAACCUGUGGUCAGCAUGAGUGAUAUGCUGCGGUCGUUGGCUAACAGCAAGCCGACGGUUAACGAAGAAGAUUUGGGAAAACUGAGAAAGUUUACCGAAGACUUUGGUCAAGAAGGCUGA
Messenger RNA from Soboliphyme baturini, 714 nucleotides. The record is from the annotation of a GenBank genome assembly. NCBI's taxonomy places the organism in Eukaryota, Metazoa, Nematoda, Enoplea, Dioctophymatida, Soboliphymatidae.